Cololabis saira (Pacific saury) is the source of this 993-nucleotide messenger RNA. RefSeq names its product transmembrane protein 26-like. The record is from RefSeq and is a predicted model, not a curated record. Lineage: Eukaryota; Metazoa; Chordata; Actinopteri; Beloniformes; Belonidae. The coding region runs from base 1 to 993 and encodes 330 amino acids. The transcript is spliced from 6 exons.
AUGUUCUUCAGGGUGAUCUUCUCCGUGGUCACCAGGCUCCUCUUCCUCCUGGUCUCUUUCAUCGGAGUGAUUCGGGUGGUGAAGGUGAAGAACGACGGCCGGUUCUGGUUCCUCCUCUUCCUCCUGCUGCCGCUGGUUCUGGAGAUGAUCGUGUCUCUGAGGACGAAGAGGAGAUGUGGAUGCAGAUGGUUUUCUCCAGCUAUAUUUAUGUUCCUGAUCAGCUUCAUCCCAACCAUCUGGAUCCUGGAGCUUCAUCACCAGGAGAACCAGUCAACCGAAGCUAAGUGUAACAAGCUAAACUCCACUGAAAGCUACGGAAACGUCUUGAAACAGCUGAUCAACUCGACCUUAGAUAACCGGAUCCUCAAGGACCCCCUGACCUCGGUGUGUCCCAACGACUGGAUCCUGGCCCUGCACCAGGUCCUGAUCGUCCUGCUGAUCGUGGGGAAGUGGCUGCUGCCAGCCGGAGGAAACCUGACCAGAGACCAGCUGUCCCAACUGCUGCUCAUCUUCGUAGGAACCGGAGCCGACAUCCUGGAGUUCACCACGGAAACGCUGACCGACAUUGGGGAGAGCAGUCCAGUGAUGGUCUACAUCAUCCUGGUGGUCUGGACCUGGAGCAUGCUGCAGUUCCCGCUAAAUCUCUCAGUGAUGGACGGUUCCACAGGCGACUUGUCCGAUCCCACCUCCCACCUAUCCUUCCACCGGUCCGACCUCUGGAGCUCGGUAGAGAGUUUGUUUAUCCAGGACGGACCGUUCCUGGUGGUCCGGCUCACCGUCAUGACGUGCUUCAGCGUGGUGCAUCAGAUGCUCAUCUUCUUCACCAUCAAGAACGCUCUGGUCGUCGUGCUGAACAUCUACCGACUCUUCAUCCUCUUCUGUGACGGGAAACCCCCACCCCAGCCCCAAGACCAAGACCUAACCCUAACCCCAAUACCUAACCCUAACACCAACCCUCCUGAACAUCUACUGACUCUUCAUUCUCUUCUGUGA